CACACCCAUCAGGCACAUAUGGCUCUCACUCUGAUACUCUUCCUCUCCAUCCUCUUCCCCUCUGUGCUGCCAGAUGCUGACGGCAUGUACACAGUGAGUAGAGUAGCUGUACAGAGAGGAAGAUCUGUCACCAUCCCAUGUCCCUAUGAUAGAGAAUAUGAAAAUCAUGUGAAAUACUGGUGUCAUGGUUCAGACAGGAAUAAGUGUGAAACUGUAGUACGCACUGACUCUCCAACAGUUAAAGGUGAAACAUCAAUCACUGAUGACCCCACCCAUCAUGUCUUCACUGUUAACAUGACAAUGCUGACAACCUGGGACUCUGGAUAUUACUGGUGUGCUGUAGAGAUCCAGCAUGCUCCAGAUAAGGGAGCACGUCUGCACCUGUCAGUCACUGCAGGGCCUCCUGGACUCUGGGUUGAGAAGCAAGAGGUGGCCGGUGUGGAAGGGGGCCAUGUCAGUGUGCCAUGUCACUAUAAUGAACCGAGCAGCAUGAAGAAGUGGUGCAGCAUAAAGGGCUCCUGUGUGGAAAUGAAUUUUGGUGAAUCUAUUUUAUAUGGAAGAUCAGAGAUGAAAAAUGACCGCUCUAAAAAGGUCUUCACUGUGAUGAUGAGGGAGCUGAACAUGGAGGACGCAGGCUGGUAUUGGUGUGCUGCUGGAGAACUACAGAUCCCUGUUCACCUCACAACAACCAAUAAAAGUCCUUCAGAUCUCACAAUCAUCCUGAUGGCACUAGGGAUGCUGUUGCUGGUGGCAGCUGUUGCCACGGUUACCUGGAAGCUGCGUAAGAGACACAAGGGAGUCCAGACUCACACAGGAGCAAGAGAGGACCGGAGCAAUGAGCUGACGACUGCAGACUCUGAAGAUGAAGUGACGUACAGCACAGUGUUCACCAACACACAGUCAUCACCACACACAAUAAGUCCACAUCUGUCACAGACAUCUGAAAACCAUGCAGAUGAGGUCCUGUACAGCUCAGUCAUCCCGCAUCGACAGGGGGCAGCAACGUGACGAAAGAGUACCGUCCCAACAGGAAUUCUCGCUUCAAGCACAAGGGAAGACGCCCGGAAUUUAUACUACAGUUCAAUGGUGCUGAACAUGAAGAACAGGAGGAUCAAAUACAGUCCCUACCCCUUUACAAAUGUUUGACUCUGCUGCUGUAGGUCGAAACAUACACUUUCAGUUUCCUUACGUGAUUGCGUACUGCUGUCCUCUGCAUUGGAUUGGAAA
This is a messenger RNA of Conger conger (European conger), 1227 nucleotides long. Its product is annotated as polymeric immunoglobulin receptor-like. The coding region runs from base 19 to 1008 and encodes 329 amino acids. The record is from RefSeq and is a predicted model, not a curated record. The transcript has 8 exons. NCBI's taxonomy places the organism in Eukaryota, Metazoa, Chordata, Actinopteri, Anguilliformes, Congridae.